UUCGAUCAGAACAGACCCUGGAUCACGGGUGAAAAGAUGCGCGGAAGUGAAAGAAAUUCAAACAUCAUUGAAAGAGUCGUUCCGCCCUCGUAUUGCCUCGUCACGUGACAGCGAUGGAACCCGAGCGUCGCGAGGCAGCGCCGCGAAGACAAGUCAUCACCGGCACCUCCAGCAGCAACCAGUUAUAGAGGUUCAGCGCUACUUGAAGGCGUCAUGGCGGCGGGACAAAGCAACAGCAACAACAUCAGCAGACCCAGCACGCUCGGUCACGCUCUGUCUCAUCCUAGUCUGACAGAAACCAGCGAUGGCUCUCCAAGUUUUCAGGUUCACCCGUGCCGACGGAGAAAAGUGUCCCUCUGCAGCUCCAUGGAGCGCCUCGACCUGGUGACUUCACCACCUGGCAACGAGUCGCUGGUCCUGGUGAUAAACACCGGUGGAACUAUCGGGAUGACGUUACAUGAUAACGGUUAUGCCCCUAAAGCCAAUGCCCUUGUGCAGAACCUACGCAAGCUGCCCAUCCUGCAUGAUGAGCUUUAUGCUCAGCAGACCUGCCUGUAUGACUACUACGGAUCAGAUAACACGCUGGUCCUGCCAAAGCCAACGUCCCAUGUUGAUCUCCAGUUUAUUGGGCCGAGUAAGUUAAAUAAGAGGAUAAUCUACACGAUCCUGGAGUACAAUCCUCUCCUCGACUCAUCCAACAUGACCACAGAUGACUGGGGCCGAAUUGGAAAAGACAUUGAGAAAAACUAUGAAAGCUUUGAUGGGUUUGUGAUCCUUCACGGCACGGACACUGUGGCUUACACGGCAUCUGCUUUAUCCUUUAUGUGUGACAAUUUGGGAAAGCCGAUCGUUCUCACCGGCUCUCAGGUGCCGAUCUAUGAGUUAAGGAAUGACGGCAGAGACAACCUUCUGGGAGCGCUGCUAAUCGCGGGCCAAUUUGUCAUUCCUGAGGUGUGCUUGUAUUUCUACAACAAACUCUACAGGGGAAAUCGUGUGACCAAGGUGGAUGCUGGGAGUUUCAACGCAUUCAGUUCUCCCAACUUGGCUCCUCUAGCCACAGCUGAAGUGGAUUUUAAAAUUAACUGGGACACUGUUUGGAGGGCAAACACCACAGCAAAGUUUCAGGUCAGAACUGAGCUGAACAGGAAUGUGGGCCUGCUCAGGUUGUUCCCAGGAAUCACCGCAUCAACAGUCAAGGCGUUCCUGCAGCCGCCCAUGCAAGGCGUCGUCUUGGAGACCUACGGAAGUGGUAACGCUCCUAAUAACCGUCCUGACCUUCUGGAGGAGUUCAGUAAGGCCAUCAAAUCUGGUGUCAUCAUAGUCAACUGCACCCAGUGUCUGAGGGGCACUGUGUCAGUCUCCUAUGCCACUGGAAAGGUGUUGAUGGAUGCAGGCCUGAUAGCAGGCGGUGACAUGACUCCUGAGGCCGCCUUGUCAAAACUUUGCUAUGUUCUGGCUAUGAAGGAGCUCACUUUGGAUGCUCAGAAAAAGAUGAUGGCUCAAAACCUGCGAGGUGAAAAGAGCGCUGACCUCGAAGGAGCCAAACUGUGCCUCAGCGACAGCAAGUUCAUCCAGGUCAUUGCCAAGUCUCUGAGCGUUAGCUGCAAGGAGGAGCUGGAGGCGAUCCGUGAUGCCUUGACUCCUUCACUGGCAUGUGCUGCUGCUAAGAUCGGGGACACAGAGGCCCUAAAAGCCCUUAAAGACAUGGGCAGCGACUUGCGUCUGGGUGACUUUGAUGGACGCACACCUCUGCAUGUCGCUGCUUGCGAGGGUCACCUCAGACUUGUGCAAUACCUGCUCAAUCAGGGAGCCUCGGUCCAUGCCAAAGAUCGCUACGGGGACACGCCCCUAUGCAACGCCGUGCGCUUCAGGCACAAGGAAAUCGUGAAGCUGUUAAGGAAGACCGGGGCCCACUUCUCGAGAGAGCAGAUGGAGGAAGCAGGAACUGAGCUGUGCAGCCUCGCAGCCAGCGGCGAUAAAGAGGGCCUGGAUAUCUGGAGAAUGGCCGGGGCAGACCUGACCAAGCCCGGCUACGACGGAAAGACGGCCAUUGAAGUGGCUAGAGCCACAGGUUGCAUGGACGUGGUGGAGUUUUUAACUUCAUACGUGACCCGCCAUUCCAUGACCAUAUUUGGUGAAUUGAAUGAAUAUGAUGAAUAUUAUAAUGAUGAUGAUGAUGAUGAUGAGAACGGCGCAGCCAUCGAGUUCACUGCCAUGCCAUCAGUGCAGUGAGCCGACUCUACGUCUGUUCCUGCCAAGCCGUCCUCUGCAUCCUGUCCACCAUUGUGUUUGGUGUUUGACCUCUGUUUAAUAUACACACAUAUCAGCUUAUACAUCUAAACAAUAUUUAUAUCACAAUAUCGCAUCUACUUUGAGUCUCUGCUGCCUUGAAAGGGAAACAUUUCACAUGGAUGUAUGUAUAUGGUUGUAGUAUUUCACGUUUGUGGAAACAUGUUACAAUGCCGAAUGUUCACAUCUCCUGUUAUUUUUCUGCCUGGAUAGAAAAUAAUCUCAGAAUCUGGGAAUUCAAGUGAAAGUCUUAUGUUACAUUAGUAUUUAGUAUUUAGCAUGGUAUUAUAAAAAAAAUGUAAUUUGCUUCGAAAGAAAAGUAUUUAUGAUGUUUCUAAUGGCAGGGUAAGAUCACUGAUUUUAUUUUUGGAGUUAUUUUUAUUGUGAGACAGAAGAAAGUAUAAUGUGAGAUCUUGAAUGUACUGUUUGGGUUUUUAAUUUUAUUUAUUAACACAUAAUCAAUGAUACACAACUCGCAUCAAACAGUCAUUCCCUUUUUUUUUUUUUUUGCUCCCAUUUCCCCCAUUCCUUAAAACAUUGUUAAUAAAUCAACAAACCAGUAUGAGAAAAAUUUGCUUUCCCAGCACACACGUGUAUGAAAUAAUGACAAUCCUUAAAUAACAAGGGAGAUGAAUAGAGCCUGCACGGAUAAGCAGAUAUAGAUGAUGGAUGGAUUGCUCUUUUCACCAGAAAAGAGAAAGUGAAAGAAAUAUGUUACUUUUUGGUAGAUGGGUGUCAAAUCCAAAAUAAAAAUUCUCCAAUUUAAGAAAAGAAAUGAUGUCUAGGAACCAGUAAACAUAGGAACGCUAGGGCAGACUGUCAGGUGGCAUGGGUUGUCUGCGCCUAUUGCAACAUUCAUCCACCUUGCUAAGGUUGAGUUGGGAAAGGCUGGCCUUCCAAUAGUGAAACCUAUGGAUAGCUUUAAAUUGUAUAAGACCCAGUCUGGCACAGUUUGGGGAUCAAUCAACAAUCCGGAGAGCACCAAUCCAGAAAGCUUGAGUUGCAAAUGAUCUUCCCAGUGUGGUCUCACUUUACCCUAACCCACCUCAUCUGCCACGGAUAAAAUUAUAAAGGUGUGAGACCCGACCGGUUUACUGCUCACCUUGAGGACCAAGUCCAAACCACUAAGAGGAGGUGCUUGAGGUAAAGCUUGAGUAUUAGUUUUGGCAAAAUUACUGUGACGGAGUUGGAAGACUGAGAGAAUCCAGGUUUUGUAGUCUGAGAUUAGUUGGGCAAGGCUGACAAAUUGCCAAUUUUGUAUUAAUCACCCAGAUUGCAAAGACCUCUAAUCUCAAAAACGUUAUAGCUGAGGUCAGUGUUUAGUGGCAUAAAUAAAUGCUUAUUACCAAUAGGGGUUGCACAGAGAAAAGAAAAUCACCCAAACCUUUGUCUAAUUCAGUGCCAGAUUUUCAAAGUAUUAAUGAUCACCAUGUUGGAUGUUUGCAGAGGUGUAACAAUGCAUCUAUCCACAUCAAUUAAACGAUUAACCAAUGACAUCCAUGCAAAAUCAAAACAUUGAUCAUAUUGUCACUUUAAGAUAUGCCUUUAUUUUGUAAUUCACAAUGCACGAGGCACCUUAAUAAUAUUUUUCUUGUAAUGAGAAAAAUGCUGUUCUUGAUUUAAGUGCCUGAUACCUGUAAGAGCUUAGAAAUAAAAUGGUCAAAUCAUAUUUUUGUGUGUGAGUUAAAAUCAAUGAAAAUAAAAGUUUUCGAUGGCCAGAUGAAAUCCCAUAUCAA
Fundulus heteroclitus (mummichog) is the source of this 4025-nucleotide messenger RNA. RefSeq names its product asparaginase homolog (S. cerevisiae) (gene aspg). NCBI's taxonomy places the organism in Eukaryota, Metazoa, Chordata, Actinopteri, Cyprinodontiformes, Fundulidae. The transcript has 19 exons. Gene Ontology annotation, molecular function: protein binding; asparaginase activity. Gene Ontology annotation, biological process: amino acid metabolic process. Bases 214 to 2232 code for a protein of 672 amino acids. The record is from RefSeq and is a predicted model, not a curated record.